AUGUUAUACAUACCAACAGCAACAUUAGCUACACCAAUAAUUGUUCAACAAACUCAAACAAUACCAAUACAAACAACAACAACAACAACAAGUUAUUAUAUGUUACCAACAAUAACUCCAAUAGUACCAGUUCUUAGUACAGCAUUUCUUUAUCCGACAUAUCGUGUUACAACAAAACCGAUUGAAAAAAUUGAUACUGAGAAAUCUCAAACUUCUGAAGUUACACAAUCAGUUCAACAUAUUAUACAUCAUCAUCCUACUCCUCCUCCAACAUGUUCAAUAAAACAUUGUCCUGGUUAUUGUGAAUUAUGUUGUCCAUGGAUAAAACAAUCACCUGAACGACAAAUACGAUCACGAUCACCUGAACGACAAGUACGAUCACGAUCACCUACACCACCAACACGUGAUCAACAACGAUAUUCUCGUCGUGAUGAAUACGAUCAAUCAAAAUAUAAUACUUAUAAAGAUGAAACAAUCGAUGAAAAAAUCGAUCGUAUUCGACGUGAAUUAAAUUUAAGUUCAUCUUCAAAACAUGAUAAAUCGACAGAAACAAUUGAUUAUUAUCAUCCCACAGCAACAAAAACAACUACUAGUACUGAACAACGUAUUCCAUAUAAACAACAUUAUGAUCCACCAAAACCACGACCACGUAGUACAUCAUCACAGAGAUCAUCAUCAUUACCACGUGAACCAUGGCGUUCAACAAAUCAAAAUGAUUAUCCAUGGCGUGAUGCUCAUUUACCAGCAUAUCGUCAAGAAACAUUAAAUCGUUCACAAACACCUAGUAAUGAACGUCAUCAAUGGAAUGAAACAGCUCAUCAACGUAGUCAUCUAAAUACACAAAAUCAAUCAUCAUAUUGUACAAAUAAUUAUAUCUAUCGACCAAAAUCAGAAACUGAAACUCGUAAAUAUUAUACACAAACAACAGGUAAAAAUCCUGAUUCUGAAGUUUAUCAAAAUAUAGCAUCAUGGUGUAAUAAACAACAACAACAACAACAACAACAAACAAAAAUGGAUCAUUCAUUUUAUUCGGAUAUACCAACAACAACAUUAAAACAAAUUGAUUGUACAUCAUGUCAUAGAAAUGAUGAUAAUUGUUUACAUAUUGUACCUAAAUAUGGUAGUACAUUAGAUCCACCUUAUUUAAAAAUUUUUAAUGCACCUGUAACAUAUCUUCAUUAA
Molecule: messenger RNA, 1182 nt
Organism: Rotaria sordida
Lineage: Eukaryota; Metazoa; Rotifera; Eurotatoria; Philodinida; Philodinidae
Source: the annotation of a GenBank genome assembly